This is a messenger RNA of Linum trigynum, 2218 nucleotides long. NCBI's taxonomy places the organism in Eukaryota, Viridiplantae, Streptophyta, Magnoliopsida, Malpighiales, Linaceae. The record is from the annotation of a GenBank genome assembly.
CGGCAAUCCGCUUUGUUGAAAGCGAUUAUUUUCCUACCUGUGGAUCGUCUCUCCUCUCUACCAAAAUGGAAGCAAGCGGCGGCGGCGGAGAGAAGUUCGUGUACCGGAUUUGUACAGCUACCGAAUGGGAAAAUCUGCAGAAAGACGGGUUCACUUAUGGCGGAGAGCUCGACAAAUCCUCCGGAUUCAUCCACCUCAGCGACCACAAUCAGGUUCUAUCAACACUGAACAAUUUCUUCCGAAACACCAAGUUGGAUCUGCUGCUUCUCCAAAUUGAUGCUGGAAAGCUUGGGGAUGGGUUGGUCUAUGAGUCCGUCGAUGGAAUCAACAGCUUCCCACAUUUCUACGGCCCGGCUCGAAGUUUCAGCCCUCUGCCUCUGGAUGUAGUCAUCAAAUCUGACAAGAUUGUUGAGUCGGAUGGCCAAUUCGGCUGUCCUUUACUCGGUUGAAUAUAUACUCUGGUUUCCGCCGGUGAUGUUUGCUUUCAGAUGGAAAUCAAGCUGUAUUGAACAGAAUGCUUCUAUUUACUUGUUCUUAUUGGCCGGCCAGCAGUUACUGAAGCUGGAUCCAUAUAGGUUUCUUUGAUCCUGAAAUCUUCUGAAUGUUUCUUAGUCGUCGUUAACAUCUUGUCGCUGGAACCUUUGCGAGCUCUAAUCUGGCAGCAUGACGAAGAAGCUGACAUAAAGUAAUGCAUAAUUUCGAAUUCAAGUUCUUCACUUUCUGACAUCUAUUAACGAGGAACGAUUGGCAUAGUGGCAGCAUGAUCUACUGUUGAAUUGAGCAUUCCUCGUUUUACUGUGGAAAUCUUUUGUUGCAAGUGUGAGCUGGGUAUUGCUAUCUAUUCACUUUGAAGUUUGAACUGAGGGUUGGUCUGUCUUCGCAAAGAUUCGCCUUGAAAGCUGUUGAAGUAAUGCAUACCCUGGGAUUGAGGAUAGAGAGAUGUUUGCCUGCAAAGAGAACUCCCCCCCAACCCAGGGAGCACACAAGGUAACUUCUAGCUAGACUCUAAAACACUUUUUUCCUCAAUAAAAGCUCAGAAUUCGUACCAAUGGUGAAUGCUAUGUGAAGGUUCUGAUACCUUGCUCAGCAACAGUUGAUAUUGUGAUCCUGCUAGUGUCCUAGAACCUGAUCCUUUUUGUAUAAAGAGGGGAAUGUGCUGAUCUGAUGUAAGCUAGGGAUUGGGAAAUGAGGACAGCUGUAACUGUUGUCAGCAACCCUUGUUCUAAAUCUAGGCUUAGAAGUCAAGUGUAUGAUUAUCAGCAAGUUUAAUGUUCAGAGAAUGAAUUGGCUUCCAUCCUACAGAGUACUAUCUUCUUCAGGCGCUGCAACCGCAGAUACUCAAAGCUACACCAUUCUUCCUUUUCACUUUUUCUUUGAACUUAGAGCUACCAUUCAAAGACUGGUAACUUUGAAUAGAAGCAAUGGAUUGUGAAGCCAUACCAGAGAUGAUGUUGGUGACUAAUGUAUCAGGAUAACAAAACCGAGUAAGAAUCGUAACGGUCAAAGCUCACUGGCCGUCCAAUUUCGUUAGAUUCUUCUUGAGCUUUGAUGGUUAACCGACUAAGAAACCCUUUCUUUCUACAAAAGCAAAAGAAACUCCUUGCACUCUUUGUUUAUUCAUGUAUACUGCUUGCUACAAUCUUUCAACUUGUUAACACAGACCAAGUUACAUAACUUAGACUUCAGACUUGUGGUUCUGAUCACAUCAUGCUCAAAGAGCUCUACCCUUCACAAUGCCGGCCAUCGUUUUGUGCGUAUUUGAACCUGUAGCACUCUACGUCCACGGUCCCUGCACAGUUAGUACCACGAUCAUAGUCCGAUCCCCAUCCCUUGUCCAUGAGACCCUCGUACUCUAUUUUGAGUUUUUAGGCUUGGGGGUGACUUUUUGUCAAUGUUGUCAAAACCAGAUGGACAUCCACCCGAAUUAGCAAGAGGUUCAAGAUUCUGUAUGUACAUAAACAUUUAGAAAAGAGGUUACUUACAAUUUGUAAAAAAAUAAAUUACGAAUUCACGAUAUUCUAAAAAUUAAAUAAUAGUAUAAAAACUCUAUCUAUACUGUCAAGAAUCAAGAGCACAAUCAAUAUUCAUAAUCUUCGAUUCUCAAUCACAUACAAUUUAAUAUUCACAUUAUUCUUGUUUGAAGAAGUUUUUUUUUAUGAAUAUAAAUAAAUUUUGAGUUAUUGAACUCUUAUUAAAAUAAUGAAAUGUGAAAAUGACA